CAGAUACCCCAGUAAAAGACCGCAGCACGAAGAAGCAAGUACCAAGUCUCAUGCCUUAGCAUAAAUCAUUCGGCUUUUGGCGUUUCUAACGCCUUAAUCACUCGACUGUCCAUUGCUUCAGCUUUUCCACAAAAAGUCUGAUAUUUCUUUUUCGUAACUCUGAACGUCAAGGACUUAACAAAACGAUAGACAAGAAAACAUGUUGCAGGAAUACGUCAAAGAUUAUCUACCCUACCUGGGCGGUGCAGCAGGUGCUUUAGUGCUAAUGGAAAUUGCGGCUUAUUUCGUGUCAAGACCGUCGCCAGAAAAACCAUUGGUGCCUUUGGAUGCACAAUCUAGACUUCUUCCAGGUGCGGAACUGAUCAGAGUCUCCAAGUUUUAUAAGGACAGCAAGGACGGCCGAUUCGUCAGCUACAUACACGAGGACACAAGAACCCUUUACGAAGCCUUCCGCAAGGGGGCCAAAGAAUCCAACAAUGGACCUUGUCUUGGAUGGCGAGACGGAUCCCACAAACCAUACCAGUGGCUCCACUACAAUGAAACUCUGCUUAGAGCAAGGAACCUUGGCUCAGGUCUUAUUUCGUGCGGGCUCGCACCAGGCCCAACGACCCUCGUUGGUCUUUACAGUCAGAAUUGUCCUGAAUGGAUUCUGACUGAACAGGCUUGCUACACUUACUCCUUGGUCGUAGUGCCUUUAUAUGAUACUCUUGGCCCCGAUGCAUGUGCCUACAUCAUCAAUCAAGCAGAAAUCAGUCUAGUCGUCUGCGAAGACGAUAAGAAGUGUAAUUUGCUGCUCGACAAAGCACCAAGAUGCUUGCGGAAAUUAAUCGUGAUAAAGGAGACGCGACCUGCAACGAACCAGAGAGCGAAGAACCGCGGUGUGGAAUUAUUAAGAUUCGAGGAUGUUGAACGUCUUGGCUCCCAGAAAGAUCAUCCAGAAAUUCCACCAAGGCCUACCGACGUUUGCACUAUUUGCUACACAUCCGGUACUACAGGAAAUCCGAAGGGCGUUAUGCUCACUCAUCAGAACGUAAUGGCAGGAGUCUGUGCCGUUAUUCUCCAACUGGGCGAUCAUAAGCCCACAGCUUCCGACACGAUGAUCAGUUUUCUACCUUUGGCUCACAUGCUUGAAAGAUGCUGCGAGAACGGCAUGUACAUGGUGGGCGGUUCUGUUGGCUUUUACAGCGGUGAUAUCAAAAGAUUGUCUGAAGACAUGAAAGCUCUCAGGCCGACUGUAAUGCCUGCUGUACCUAGAUUACUCAACCGCCUAUACGACAAGGUUACAGCUGAACUGCAAAGUUCAUUCCUAAAAAGAAUGUUAUUCAACAUGGGCUUACGAGCGAAGGAGUCAGAAAUCAAGAAAAGCAUAAUAAGGAAUAAUAGUUUCUGGGACAAAAUUGCUUUCAAGAAAAUCCAAGAUAGUAUGGGUGGUAGACUACGGCUUAUGGUGGUUGGUUCGGCACCUCUUGCCGGAAACGUAUUAACCUUUACCAGGUGUGUCCUUGGGUGUCUCAUCGUCGAGGGUUACGGUCAAACAGAAUGUUGCGCUCCCAUCACGCUUACCGUCCAGGGCGACCACGUGCCCGAACACGUAGGACCACCAGUGGCCUGCUGCUGCGUAAAAUUGGUUGACGUCCCUGAAAUGGAAUAUUUCGCAGUGAGCAAUCAGGGCGAAGUUUGUGUCAAGGGUUCAAACGUGUUUGUGGGCUACUUCAAAGACCCAGAGAAAACUGCAGAAGUUGUCGACGAGCAAGGAUGGCACCAUACUGGUGACAUUGGAAUGUGGCUUUCGAACGGAACGCUGAAGAUCAUUGAUCGCAAGAAACAUAUCUUCAAACUUUCACAGGGCGAAUACAUUGUCCCUGAGAAAAUUGAAAACAUUUACAUUCGUAGUCAGUAUGUGCACCAAGUUUUUGUACACGGGGAAUCCCUGAAAUCCUGUGUGGUGGCAAUUGUUGUACCGGAUGUCGACGUGGUCAAAUGUUGGGCACUAGAGAACAAAAUUCCUGGAACAUUCAGUGUACUUUGUGCAAAUGCUGAAGUCAAGAGGCUCAUACUCGAUGACAUGCUCGCUUGGGGCAAAGAAGCAGGACUUAAAUCAUUUGAGCAGGUAAAAGAUAUCUACUUACAUCCAGAUCCAUUUUCGGUGCAAAAUGGAUUACUCACACCGACAUUAAAAACAAAACGACCUCAACUGAAGGCGUACUUCAAGCCCCAACUGGAAGAUCUUUACCAGCAUCUAGAUUAGUCAGAAUGCUUAACAACGAGCUCAUCCUUUCUAUAUCUAAGUAUUUCUAAGCACUCAUUUUAGUUUUUCGGCUCCUUUUCUCUAUUUCAAACUCACUCUUAAUCUUUCUCUCGUCAGUCACUGCACCAUUUCACCGAUUUUCACAUCGUUCAUCGAAAGUAUGUUCUAUCCUUUCGGUACUUUUAUUAUAUCAUUUCCACUGAUAUAUAGUUCAUUACGGUAAUACAACAAAUAAGCUAUUAAGGUAACUGAUGAUAUUAUGGACAUUAAAUAUGUUAUUGUUAGA
Messenger RNA from Cephus cinctus (wheat stem sawfly), 2534 nucleotides. RefSeq names its product long-chain-fatty-acid--CoA ligase 5. Gene Ontology annotation, molecular function: long-chain fatty acid-CoA ligase activity. Bases 200 to 2248 code for a protein of 682 amino acids. The record is from RefSeq and is a predicted model, not a curated record. Gene Ontology annotation, biological process: long-chain fatty acid metabolic process. Lineage: Eukaryota; Metazoa; Arthropoda; Insecta; Hymenoptera; Cephidae. The transcript is spliced from 9 exons. Gene Ontology annotation, cellular component: membrane; endoplasmic reticulum.